AUGGCUGGCCUUUCAGACUUGGUUGACGGUUAUUCUUUCUGCACACCAUUAGAACCUAACAAUGAAAUUGAGGAAUUAGCGAUAUUGCAUAUAGACGAAGAAAAUGCACGUAAUUCAAAAGAUGAUGCACUGCUAGAUAAUAUUUUUGAAUUAAGGGAGCAAAAUGAGUUUAAAAUGGCCCAAGAAGAAAACUGCUUAGUUCUGAAUGAAGAAACCAUUGCAAAAGAACAUUCCACGCCAGCAAUACAGCAAACAGAAUCGCGGGGAUUCAUUGAUUUAAAAUCCAACAUAAUUAAAAAUUCCUAUAAAAAUGGGGACUUGAAAAUUCCUAAUAACCUAAAAGGCAUAUUCACCUGCCACACAAGCUCAGUAGAACACGAUUACUGUUUGUGGAACAAGUCAAAAUAUUGCUGCUGCAGUACGGAGACAAACAGGGAUGCUAGACUGACUUUAGAAGAUGAACCUUUUGACGAUUGUCUCAACUAUUUGGAAUGUUCAGAUGUAAUGACGGAUUAUACCAAUGAGGUUUGGCAGCAUGCUCUGCUAGUUGAUGAUCCACUAUUUUUACUGGAAAAUUACCAGGCUGAUGAGAUAAAUGAGACAAAAGUAAGCCAGGAUUGCCUAAAUGGGUGUGAUCUAUUCCACUGUGGUGUGUCUUGUGUGAAGGAAGUGUCAGAUGACACACUGCCAAUGGAAGUAUUUACUGGCCUCCCUGACAGUCACUCACAAUCAUCAGAAGAAGCUGUAAAAAAAGAUCUCUCCAGGGACUGUCUGAAAGCUUUUCAACCAGAGAUGGUAAUUACUGUGGAACACAAACAGGAUGAAAUGCCCAGAGUUAAAAGUAAAGAGAGGUGUAAACUAGCCUUGGCUGCAGCAGCAAUUCAAAAUGACCAGGCCGGGAUUGAAGAGGAGAACAAGGAAAAUAGCAGAAGAGGAGAUGGAUCUACUUCUAGUAAAGCGAGCAAUAUCAAUGCCUUUAAUAAACUGUUUCCAACUAAUGGAAUAGAUCAAAAAGAUUUAAACUUAAGGACGGAUGAGUCGAUAGAAAAUCCUCCAAUCCAUGUGUGUUCACAAGACAUUCGAGAAAGUGGAGUACCCAUUUCACAAGAUGAUAAACCAGCCCUUCUUGAUGAGGAAGCUCGUGGAGUAAGGACAGAUCAGUGUCAGAAGGACAGGUUAAAUAAUACCCACAACAAACUCAGUAAUGUAAACUCAGAAAUUAAAGGUUUCAUAGAGGCGGGAGCACCGGAAUGUCCAGAACAGAUGGAUACAAAGUAUAAAUGCGCAAUGGAAUGUGAAGGAAAAAUCUGCAAAGAAAACAAGGAUUUCUCUGGAAAUACAACACUUACAGUAAGAUCAUAUUUUUAAUCAGUUAACCCCGUAAUAAUGUAUUAUUGUGAAAGAGUGUUCAAUAGAAAAAAAUAAUAAUUCUUAAAAAACAGUCUGGGCACUAAUGAGUGACAGUUACUGCUGUGAAGGAAUAACAGUUUUUUUUAAAAGUCUAAUAAAUAGAAAUGGCUACUAAUUAUAGAAAAAAAGACUAUUAUAGCCUUGAGACCCUAACGGGGCUUAGGACAGCUGUAUACAGAAAUGUGAUCUAUACAUGUACAGAUAUUGCUGCACAUAGACAUUUAACUCUAACAGAUGAAUGAAAUGAAACAAAACACUUCAAUGCUGGCUCUUGUUUAAAGGAACACACACUAGUUAGACAGCUUUUCUGUAUUGUGUUAAAAUGUAGUCUGACAAAAUCUAAAGCAGAAGAUGAAAGCACAUAUUGGAAAAGCUUCCCAGUUUUGCCUCAAGUUGGACAAAACAUUUAAUCGUGACACUAAAAUGGCAAUGAGAAUUCUACUUGGAUUAGCAACCUGCUACGCAACAUGAUAACUGCUCUACCUUUGGAUAUUCUGUUUUUCCAAAGCAAAUUAUGUAAACAUUGUUUAACGGACAUUGGAGGCGAUUAAAAGAGGCAAAACAGGUUUUAUUUUGGGCGAAAGUGCUAAAUUACCUUUUAUUGGUUUCCAUGGUGAUCACUCCUAAUUUAGUUCUUUUCCCCAGUAUACCACCUGUUUUUGCCUUGAUAAAUUUAGUCCAUUGUUUUGGUAGUUUUACUGUAAGUAAAGAGACAUAGUGACAUUUCCAAAAGCUUUGUAGAUGAGACCUUUACAACUCUACAGCUGUCCUUGCAUAGGAUUCAUUCACCAUACCAAGAAUUGCUAAAAACUUUAAAGGGAAUUGCAAACUCAAGACGAAAAAAGCCAAGCAGUAGAAUAUUUCCAGCUUGGUGAUGUUUUGCCAUUUAGCUAUCAGUUGUCCAUAAUUCCUGGUACACUACCUAUUAGUUUCUCCAGUCAGCAGUAAGACACUUCCAAACUGGAAAAAAAUGUCAUGUGAGAUGUAUUUUCCACCACGUCGUCUUCCAUAAAUCAGUGAUUACAGUGCAACUGGCAGGCUAGGAAGGUAUUCACAGUGACAAGAUCAAGAUUGGUGAACAGUAAGUCAACACAUUUCAACUGAUCCACGAUUUUCCUAUGUUAAAAUAUAAACACUUAUAUUAGCCCACCCAGCAAAUACACGUGCAUGCACACCCAACCAUAUGAUCAUUACAUAAUGACAAUCAGCUGUCCUUCUAUUUAUACAUGUAUUUACAAAUUAUGCUUAUAGUAAUCCAUACCUCCCAAGUGUCACUAUUCAGGAGAGACAGCCCCUACCGUGAGCCCAAAUCCCUCUGACCCAAAUCCCUCUUUUGUACCCAAAUGUCCUUUUUUCUAGCAGCUCCAUAUUGUUGGUGUGUCUGAGUGUAUAACAGAGCUCCACAGCAAUAAUACUCUUAGUAAUGUGUCUUUAAACUACAAUAAAAGUGUAUAGAAAUCGGACUGUGCAAAAAAAAAAAUCCUUACUCUAAUUACAUUUUAGUUGCAUGAAUCAUUACUAAUAAGUUACCUAAAAUGUCUCAGAACAGCCCCAUCCCUGGCCACACCCCCACUCACACCACUAAAAUGAAUGUGUCCCUCUCUAUGUCCGCCAUUUUAAUUGUUGGGGGAAAUACGUUAAGCCAACAUAUUACACAUUUUAUUUAUUUAGAAAGUAAAGUUUGCACGGUUUUUCCCUCUUUGCAAAUUUCCAGUGUACUGUUAACCAAUCUAUUAUAUAUGAGGAAACAGAUUAGAGGAACGACAUGUAGUAAGAAUACACAAUUAAUUAUUUAAAUUAAUUCUACUUAACAUACACAUGAAAAAUUAUUUGAAACAAUAUUCAAACAAAUUGGGAUUUAUCCUUUGCGUAUACCUCUGUAAUGUAUUUUCCUACAUGGUAUUAAACAUAAAAAUCAAGGUCAUUUGUACCAAAUCGUUGUUAUUAUUAUUAUAAUUAUUAUUAUCAUUUUUAUUAAAUGCAUUUGCUGACAAUUAUGUAUUUCAUAUUUUGUCUAGGACAGACACACAAACAUGUACGCAAUGUGUAUUUGAUAUUCUAUUUGACAUACAUACUAAGACAUCACAUAUAAACCCCAAGAUUUAAUUUAGCUGAUACAGAAAUAAAGCUAAUCUUGAUUUUACAAGAACAAGCCCCUCAUGUUGCUAUAAUAAAUGUAUACCAAUAUUCAGUCCAUCCUGUACACCCAUGGAUUUAUUAUUAUUAUUAUUAUUAUUGCCAUUUAUAUAGCGCCAACAGAUUCCGUAGUGCUUUACAAUAUUAUGAGAGGGGGGAUUUAACUAUAAAUAGGACAAUUACAAAAACUUACAGGAAAGAUAGGUUGGAGAGGACCUGCUCAAACAAGAUUACAUUCUACCCAGAACACACAUAAAGAUGUGGAUUAAUUCCACCCAAUACAUGUUGUACAUGUUCGAACAAAAUCUGUCUUUUCACAGCUUUACUGUAAGGGAACAUGGUGACAUUUUCGAAAGCUUUGAAGCUGAGGCAUUUAACUGUACAGCUGUCCUCAUAUACUAUUUACUUACUAUUCUAUCCUCCUGUGUACAUAUGUACAAAUCAAUAUUAAUUGCACCCUAUCAUUGAGGCAUGGAAGCUUCCAGAUUAUGAUAAAAUGUCUAAAUUGUUAUCCUUAGUCUUAAUAAAUAAGUAUUUAUUUAAAUUUUAGUUCUGUUAAGUAAGCAAACGUUUGAAGGGGUUAAUGGGAAAACUGCUUAAUUGAGAAUGUAUUCUUUGGUGGUUAACCAGUUAUGUAUAAAGGACAGACAAUGAUGCCCUGACACACCCAAUGCAGCAGGAAUAGAGGGGCACAGCUUUGUGCAUUGGUAGGGAGAUCAAUAAAUCUCCACCACCAGCCCUUAGCUACCUCAUUGCUUCAAAAAGAGGCCAUUGAGAGGAUGCAAAUCAAUGUAAAUGCUCCUUUGUGGUACUGGGACCGGAAAGACCAAUUACAAGGAUCUGCACCCAUUAGUGGUGCAUACCAAAAAUUUCUCCCUCAGAGUCACCAGGGACAGAACCCCACUGGACCACCAGGAAGUGGAACUGUGAUCAGAACCCCUCCAGAUCUCCAGGGCCGCGCAAUAAUCAUGGGCUGAGGCUGACAGGCGAGAUCAGAGGAACUCCCCUGCCAGCCCAUGCAGAGCCGCCACUUGCCAGCGAUAUCGAAGUACAGACCUUGCUGGGUGCCUUAAAGGGCUAGUGGGGGGAUCAACAAUUCCCCUCAGUGGCCCAUCUGGCACUUUACUACAGUUUGUUUGGUUUGAGUUUUUUUAAUAAUAAGAAUAAUCUAACCAUUUUGCUCCCAGUCCCAUUUCACCAACGCCCCAAACACACACAAUAUAGGCCAUAUACCACCUAGCACAGUUACACACACUGGACCCCUCACACACUGCACCUUUCACACACACUGCACCCCUAUACACACACACACUACACCCCUACACACACACUGGACCCCUACACACACUGGACCCCUACACACACUUGAUCCCUACACACUGCACCCCUGUGCACGCACUACAUCUCUCACACACUGCACCCCUCACACACACUGUACCCUUCACGCGCUACACCUCUACACUUAUGAGAUUCCAUAUAGACAGUCAUUCCUUACAUACACACCGCAUCACCCACACACACUAGAUCCCCUAUACACACUAGAUCUUCUAUAGACACACACUACAUUUCAGUCAUACACACUAUGUCCCCUAAAUACACUGUGCUUCUUCAAUGCCUGCACUAGAUCCCCUAUACACAAACACAGACAACUAAAGACACUCUCUCUACAGCCCAUACACACACUGUAUUAACCUACACACACACACACACACUGCAGCCCCAAUGCACAUACUCACUGCAUUCCCUAUAUACACACACUACAGUACCUAUACACACACACUCCCUACAGCCGCUAGCUACACACACUAUAGGCACUAGCCCACAUAUUACACCACAAACAGAAGACAUUGAGAGCAUUUGAUUGGCGCAGAGCAACGUUUUGCUGCGCAUGCACAUUAGCCUUCAAAUGUUUCAAAGCAUUACAUUGUCUGGGUUUAUCGAGACUGAUGAUCUCAGCCAGUGAAGCAGGGCACCAGCAAACUGACAUGUUAAACCUCUGCAAGUGGGCAUCAACACCUACAUAGGUAGGAGAACACUCUAGCUUUAGAAAUACAUGUUUACAUUUCUUAAUCUAUAGUGUUCCUUUAAUAUGCAGUUUGUCAUGUUGUAGGUACUACGAUAAUGUAUUAUUCCAUGUGCUUUUUCUCAUUUUUUAUAAUGGUUAAUGCUAAGUGGUGAUCUAUAAAGUUCUAGCGUGUGGAGAUCAAAGGCAGGUUUUAAGGCUGUAAACCUGUUGCUAAUUUCUUCCAGCUAUUAUUAACAACUGCUUAUGGCAGAUAUUUAGUGACAAGAUUAGACAUGAGCCCCAAAUUGUUAUCAGUUGACAGUCUACUUACAAACUGUAGACCACAUUUUUAAGAGAUCAAAAUCUCAAUAAAAGUCUCUAUCAUACCAUAGAAUAGAGGUGAGAUUGGAAAUAUUUUCUUCCAACUGAGAUAUCACACCCACACAUUUGCAAGUGAAUUGCAAGCUUACCACCAGAAACCAAUGUUUACAAAAUAUAAACCCAUUUAAAUAUCUGUUUAAUCAUUAUACCUACUCAGAGUUUAAAGGAAUACGCUAGUGCUAUUAAAAAAGAUGCUGCCAAGGAGAUGCUCUGGUAAUUUCUCGCAUGGAUUACUGUAAUUCUCUCCUAGUUGGUCUCCGCAGAAAUUGAACAGCUCUGCUUCAAUCUGUUAAGAAUGUUGCAUCCAGGCAGAUCUUUCUCACCCAUCGUUCCUCCCAUACCUCGCCCCUCUUUCGAUCCUUACACUGGCUUCUUGUAUCCUGUAGGUGUCAAUUCAAAAUACUAACCCUUACCUAUAAAGCUUUAAACAUCUCUAGCCCCUGUAACAUUUUUCACUAUUUCAUAGAUAUGCCCCUUAUCAGUCUCUCCGCUCUGCCGGUGACCUUCUCCUGUCCGUUGCUUGCACCCUUACUGCUAACUCGCGCUUGCAGGACUUCUCGCAGGCGGCUCCCUUCCUUUGGAACAGCUUGCCUAACCCCAUCAGACUGUCCCCUAGUCUUCAAUUGUUUAAGAAGUCCCUCAAAACACAUCUGUUCAGAAAUGCUUAUAGACUCCCAGAGUAACUUAUCUAUACUUAUCCAUAUUGCUCUCCUAAAGAAACAUACUCCACUCUCUCACCUCCAGUUCUGCUACUUUUCACCUUGUUUGGUGGCUGUCACCCUUGCUGCCCUGUUGUGUUUUUGUACCCUACCACCUCUAGACUGUAAACUUGUUUGAGUAGGGCUCUUAUCUACCUAUUGUUCCUGUGUUACUGUGUAAUUGUCUCAUUUAUUGUAACUUUCCCCCCUUUCAUAAUAUUGUAAAGCGCUGCAGAAUUAGUUGGCACUAUAUAAAUACCAGUAUAAUAAUAAUAAUGUAUUCCAAAUGCUACAGUGUUGAUAUAGUCAUUUAGAUUAUUGAACCCCCUCAGAAGUAAGUCAAUACAUAGUUUUACUUACCUAUUUUACCAGGUGUGCUGGUCUUGUCACAGUCUCCCCGCUGGCUCAGAUCAUCGAUACUAAUGAUCACAGCCAAUCCAAUACUUCCCCAUAGAGAAGCAUUGGGAGAUGUGUGCGCAUGAGUGGAAAUCGCAGCGCCAAUCAGCAUAUCUUCAUGAAGAUGGAUUGAGUCAGUUCAUCUCUAUAGGGAGUGUACAGCAUCUCAAUGCAGAGCGUUAAAAAUACUGAAUGUUGGUCCUUCAAUCUUUGCAUGACUGCAGCCAGGAAGUCCAUGUGACAGCCACUAGAGGUGGCCUAACACCACAAUGUAAACACUGCCUUUUCUUAGAAACUACUAAGUCUGAAUGUGUAGAACAUUAAACUGUAGUGGUUCUGAUUCCUAGAGUGUCUCUUUAAUCAUUAAUAAAUACAUUUAGUACUAUUUUACAUAUAUCUCUUACUUUAUAUCUAUAUCUUGUUCCCAGGAAAUAGUUCGUCCAAUGCCUGAUGGCUUUUGCUGCAAAAGUAUUGACCAAUUUAUUGAACCUCGCCAAAGUCAAGAGAAGGGAAUUUGUACAAACACAAAGAAAAUUGAACAGAUAAGUAUUCUGGAGGAUGAAAAUAAACAAAAAUCAGAUAACUCAUCUUCAACAUUUAGUGAGUCUGAUAAAGAAAAAGGAGACAUAAUAAGCUGUUUAACAGAGAUGGCUCAAUCAAAAAAUGAUAAUUCAGCCAAAUUAAUGUUCGUUUGUCCUGCACAUAAAAUGAAGAAUAAGAAAAAACAUAACUGUCUAAAAAAUGCUGAAGACACUUUUGGCAAAAACAAAGAGCAUGAAGGUUUUCAUAAGAAUUCCAUGGAUCUAUUUCCAACUGCUGGAAAGGGUAAAACACAUGAAACCAUAGAAAAUAUUUCAUGCGCUACAACUCUUCUUGGUAACAAAUGUCCUGAGGGGAAAGUUACGAGGUCUGAGAAACCUAAGGAAAGUGUGGACUGCAGACUUGUGGAAUUACGAAAAAUACUCAACACAGGUCCAGUGGAUAAAACAAGCACACUUGACAAUGGUUGUGGUCAAGUAAUACCAGAUAACUCAGUGGAUCCGACAGAGAUACCUACAAAACUUCAUGUCCUAACAGAUAAUGUUAUAUGUUUAGCAACUGAUGAACACGCUGAUUGUUUGGACCUCGAUAGUGGAAGUGUGCUUGUUGAUAGAACUAUUAAUACAUCACAAUGUAAAAACAAUAGAAAAGAAACACAUUUAUCAAAAACUGAUUUACAUGCCAAAAAGAAACCAAGAAACUCUUCCUCAUGGAAUAACAGCUGCAUUUUAAAUAGAGAAGCUGAUCAUGUAAAUGGCAACAAAAUCUUAAAAAGUAAUCCAAACCAUAGUCCUAAAACCCAGCUGAACAACCGUUUUGAGCAAAGAGAAUUUUUUAGCCCCAAGGAGUUAAAUGCCAAGGCAUCAGUAAGUGGUUCCCUUGCUAGUAAUUCUGCGGGAGUUGACGGUACCUGUUCACCAAAUACAAAGGAUUAUAUUCGGAGUGCUCCGGAGUUCAUACUUGUUUGCAAAGUUUCUGAUACAGUUAGUGGAACAGGAGACCUUUCUAACGAUCCACAAUAUUCAACAAAUGUGGCAACCGUGACAGAUAACAAAAUAUCAACACAUGGUACAGAAAAUAAAGUGGCCAAGAAAAAGUUAAAAGCUCAGGAAAAAGGGCUAUCCAAAAAUUCAAAAUGUAUUGAAAGGCAGUCGUCACUGGUGGUUACUGAGUUAUUGCCAGGAGGUGAAGAACAAAGAGACAAAAAAGAGAGUGCUACAGUAUCUAUAAAAGACAAUAAAAAAGGUAAGAGCUCAUUAAUAUUAAUAUAUUUUACAUACUAUGCAUUGAAACAUGUUGUAGCAAUAUACAAUGUGCAAACAAUGCCUACAUGUAAUCAGUGACAAACAUAUAUAGGUAUGUGGAAAAAUAGGUGACAAGGCCCUGCUCAAAUGAAGUUACAAUCUAAAGAAAGUGUGGGGGUGUUUAUGCACAGUGUGCAAUGUACCCAGAAAGUAAGAUAAAUUAUCAGAUGUAUAAUUCAUAUUUAAUCCUAUAUCACUUGUUUUAUGUUGGCAGUGAAAUGAUAUCCAGAAGGAUGUGUGUAGUGAUGCAAGGAUAUACUGCUGACCAAAAUACCAAGUCUUCCCCAAUCAAUAUAGAAUCAAAAUAUGCCAAUGCCCUUAUUGCAACUGUUGCCCCCAUUAUAUUUGUAGCAAGAUAGAAAGGGUCCAGGUAUAUAUACCUAUAACUUAUGUCAUGCUCAUGACCAGGGCCGGAUUAACAUAGGGGCUCAUGGAGCUGCAGCUCCAGGCCCAUGCCUAUGGAAUAGGCCCACUGAUAAAAAAAAAUAUAUAUAUAUAUAUAUAUAAAAAUAAAAAAUAUAUAUGUAUAAAUAUAUUUUACACUACACUUCACAUGCUCUUGCUUAAAACUUAGGAGCGAUGUAGGGGAACACAAUAAGUGUGGGUUGGCUGACAAUUAAAUUAGUUAUGGUAAAGCUGACUUUGCGCACUAUGUGAAUGCUCUUGCUGCUUCAGUCUCUCUAACACUGUGGCAUGUUCCCUUUUCUUCUACAAUCACUACAUACAAUCUGCCUGCUAGUUAGGAGAGUAGUGGACCAGCGAGGGCUCGGCGACAGUCCUUAGAAAGAGCUAGCAUUAGACACAUUAAUGCUAAGCUCAGGGUGCUGUCUGCACAGUAUGCCCUUGGUUAGUCAUCCUGCAUGAUUGGCAGGCAGCAUGACGUACAUUCACACCAGGCUGACCAUCUAAUUCUUCGUGCAUCCUUUUUGGGCAUGUUUGUCCCUUUGGGUGGUUCUGGUUACAUGACAGUGGCCCACCCUUUUAACCCAGCCACUGAAAUCCUGCUUCCUUGGACACUGCUUUUAGGAGUAAUGGAUUUACUUGAAAGAUAAAAGUGAGAGAUUAGCAUGGGGUGUAUGUUUUCAGAGAGCAGCAUCCUGUGAGCUUCCCUCCAGCACCACCUCCACCAGAUACAUGACGCUUGGGAGGUAUAACUGUUUUAAUGUUUUCUGUCGAUAACAUUCUGUAACUAGGCCCAUCAUAAUUGUCAGCACCAGGCCCAAUGGGCUCUUAAUCCGGCCCUGCUCAUGACAUCCUUAAUGUCCCUAAUUACCUCUCCAUCCAGUAGAGGUGCAGGAUGUAUAAGUUGGGACAUUAAGAAAAGACUCACUGGUGUCAUAGAUGUAAGCGCUCCUUGUUUUCUUUCCAAGGUCAGAUUUACAUGUUAGGUGCCUGUAGGCACAGAAUUCUAAGGUGGCCCACUCCCCCCACCAAAAUUAGGCAGUUAACGUGAAUUAGAAGUAAAUUUAAUACAUUUAACUGGACAUUCCAGACACAACAUUUUUUUAAAAGAACACUACAGACCCCUAAAGCACUUUACCUUACUGAAAAGCUUUAUGUGUGACGAGUGCAGAUUUCAACAAAAAUUGACACUUUCAAAAUUAUACUAGUUAUACACCAAUGGCUUCAAGAAGACAACAGGUCCUGUUACUUCCUGGUGUUGAUAGCUUAUUUGCACUGAACUCAAGAGGCAGCAAUUGGCCAGAGCACCUGCCUUGCAAAGACAUCUCAUUAACAGCAUUGGGAAGUCUAUGAUUGGACAGCCUCAGAAAGUCUAAGCAUGGUUAGGAGAGAAGGGCUUGGAAAGGCAGCAGACAAGAGAACUGCAGCUUUUGCAAGCUUUUUUUUAAUUAUAUCCCCAAUAAAAAAAUGCAUAAUUAAAUCUUGGUGGACAUGUAUACUAAACAGUAACUUUUAUUUAUUUUGUGUUUGGGCAGUGGAGUGUCCCUUAAAAAAUCAUAUAUUGGUAUUUGAUAACAGUAUUUGUAUAUGCAUGUGUGUGUGUAUUUAUUUUACUUUUAAUGCAUUGUGUUUGAAUCUGUGCAUAUAACAAGUGUUUCUAAGUGUGUAAAGAUAAUGUUGGAGGUCGUUAGGGUAAAGGUGAGUUUGAGGUUUAAUAAGGAUUAACAUCUGAAUUGGGUUACAUAGAGUGUUUAGUGUUAAAAAGAUUAAAUGUUUAAGAGGAGUUAUAGUUAUGGUUUAAGGGGUGUUUAGAAUUAUUCAGUUUAUGGUAAGAGUUGAGUAUUGGGGUGAGUCGGGUUUAGGAGUUGUGUGCUCGAGUGUCCUUUCACACAGACACUAGUGAGUGUACAUGGAGCAGCACUGAGUUUCACAUCAUCUAUAACUGUUUCUGCAAUUUUUCAAGUAUAUGAUGCUGACUGGGCUACAGAGGACACUGGUUAGGGCUAACUAUCACCUCACUUGAGCUCCAAAAAGAGUAUUCUAAGUGCUGAAAACAGGUGUCACCUAAAGGACAGGUGCCUGUAUACUCUGCCUAAUUAGAAAUUCGACCAUGCCUCUUGCAGCAACUGGAAAGCUCAUCAGAAAGCCAAAAUGUGUCCCCCACAGUCUAACAGUGUGCUUCAGAUGUUAGCAUGAUGGCCUGAUCCGCACUCUGUUUCACACUCAAAAAGUAAGUCUGUGUGCAGGAGUUAGUAUCACACUAUUCAGGAACUGCCCAAAAUCAUUACCUAAGAUAAUAAACCUAAACUGCGUAGUUGUCUCAAUCCAGCAAAAAAACAAAACAAAGGUUUUACACAAAAGAUGUAAAUUGCGAUUGAAUGUUUAGCACCAUGAAGCCACUGGCGGAUCCAGAGCCUUAUCUCGGGAGGGGCACUCAUAGAUUAUUUAAAGAAACAAUCCAGGCGCAAUAAGCACUACAGCUCUCUGUAGUGGUUAUGGUGCCAGGAGUGCCGUGGUGCCCUCCCAGAGUAAAUAGUCAAACCGUUUAAGAACAGCUUGAUAAUUUACCUGUGGUCUGCCAGGAUAGGGGCUGUAGUAUGGGGAUAGGGCCUUUUGGUAGGUAGGUAGGUGUGUGUGUGUGUGUGUGAGACAGUGUGUGUAGGAGAGGAAGUGUGUGUUUGUGUGAGUGGUGUAGUGUUUGCAUGGGAGUGCAGUGUAUAUAUGGGGUGCAGUGGGAACACUGUGUGUUUGGGGCCAGUGUGUGUAUGAGGGUGUAGUGGGGGCAGUAUGUGUAUAGAAGUGCAGUGUGUGUACGGGAGUUUAGUGGUGUAGUGUGUGUAUGAGGGGCGCAGUGUGUGUAUGGGGGUACUGUGGGGGCAGUGUGUGUAUGGGGGUGCAGUUUGGGCGUGUGUAUGGGGAGAAGUGUGUGUAUGGGGUACAGUUGGGCAGUGUGUGUAUGGGGGUGCUUUUUGGUCAGUGUGUGUAUGGGUGUACAGUGGGGGCAAUGUGUGUAUGGGGGUGCAAUUUGAGCAGUGUGUGUAUGGAGGAAAAGUGUGUGUAUGGGGGUACAGUGGGGGCAUUGUGUGUAUGGGGGUGCAGUGGGGGUAGUGUGUGUAUGGGUGUACAGUGGGGGCCGUGUGUGUAUGAGGGUGCAGUUUGAGCAGUGUGUGUAUGGAGGAGAAGUGUGUGUAUGGGGGUAUAGUGGGGGCAUCGUGUGUUUGGGGGUGCAGUGGGGGCAGCGUGUGUGUAGUUGGGGGAGGGAGCUGAUUAAAACAAAUAAGUGUUUUAUUUUUUUAAAUAAAAAAAAAUGCUUUAUAUCCCCCCUCCCUUCUUAUCUUUGCCCAGGGAGGGGAGCAUAUAAAGAAUAUUUUUUUUAAUUUUUAAAAAUAAAACACUUAUUUGAAAUAGUUCUUAUAAAAAGUAUCCCCCUCCCUUCUUACAUUUGCCCAGGGAGGGGGGAUAUCCAUUCUGUGAAGCCCUGGUGGUCCUCGUGGAUAAUCCCUGGCGGUUCUAGUGGUGAGUGAACUCUAGCCUGCAGCUCCUGGGCUAGAGUUCACUCUCGCGAGAACAGAGCAUUGCCAUGGUAACGCGAGAGGAGACCCGGUGGAGCUGCAGGUCAGAGCUCCCGGGUUUCCUCUUCCUCCUCUCUCUUUGCCGGCCGCCGAGCAAUGUGCCUGUGGACUGGUGGGGGAGAUCUCUGAGCAGGGCUGGCACUUGGAUAGCACCAGCCCUGCAUGGGAGAGCAACGGAUCUCGGGGGGGGGGGGCAAUUGCCCCGUUGCUCCCCCCUGGAUCCGCCACUGCAUGAAGAUAAUAAUCUCAAAGUAUAGGAGUAUUAAUUGCAUUAGGUCAGGCAAGGUUAUCAACAUUACUGAGUAGAGGACUAGUGAUAGACAGGUUUAGGGUCUCUAUAAAACUUUCACCAACAGAUCUAAUACAUGCUGUGAAACAAGAGUCUUUUGAAACAUUGCAAAUCAAAUUAGCUCCCCAGUUUACUUAUUCUUUACAUUAAUUUUCUAAUAUGCUCCCCUAUAUAAGUAAUAAUAUAUGGGGUGUCACAUGAGUUUAUAUUCUAAUUGUCUGAUUCAAAUUCCUUUAUUAUGUUAUAAAAUUCCCAGUUUGAUAUGCAAAUCAGCACAGACCGAUCUCUGCUCAUAUGCAUGUCAAGCUGGGAACUUUGGAAUAGAUGUAGAAUGAUGAUUUAUGAGUUUCUGUGCCCAAGACGAGAGACCCUUAAAGCCCAACCUGAUAUAUGCAGGUGAUACAUAAAACAAUGUUUAAAAAAAAGAUAGAUUUUUUUCAGACAGUGGUCUGGGUAAUUGAAGCAAAAUAUAUGCAUCUUUUAAUUUACAUUGGCAGUGAUUUGCAUGGGAGUAUUUGGGGCAAUGUUUACAAUUGAUGGGUAACAUCUUAUAGUCAAAAGGAGAUACAGAAGAGUGCUGGUAUUUUGUACACUGCAUGCCUUUUUUUAUUUAAAGGAAUAAUCACACCUCAUUGCAGUGGUUAUAGUGUUUGUAGUCCCUUGGCACCAUCAUUUCAUUCAGUGUUUAACUGUUCUUUAGUGGUUUAAUCUGAAAUGAGAAUUCUUAACAGCUUAUCCUGUUUUUGCUACUGGGUUGAAGAAUGACCCUGAGAAUUAAUGACGGCUGUCCGGUUUCAUCGUAUGAGAGCUGCUCGUUUCUGUUAUGUAUUUGUAUGGAUCCGGAUUAGUGUAAUCACUGCCUUAGCCAUUCCUAAAGUGGGGGUUGGGCUGUGGGCAGUAAGGGAUUUAAAAAAUGGUUUAAACUGAGUGGGGGAGGCGGAGAGGGGACAAAAACAAGGGGCUUGAGUAACUAUAACUAAUUUAAUGAGAUGAAACAGUUAUAGUACCUUAAGUGUUAUUUUAAUUCUAAAUUCGUCAUGACCCAUUUUACUGAUAGGAAAUCUCAAAGAGAUACUUGGAAACAGUUAUCUGUCCCAGUUAAGGUUCUUUUAUGACUAAGUAAGCAUAUGGGGGGGGGGGAGGAGGUAUCAAGGCAAAAGUAGGUGCUUUUGUCAGGUAAAGUCAUAAGUAGCGAUCUCCACGUAAACCAACAGACAGCUUCUCAACAUUUAGCAUCUUGACCCAGAAUAUGAAUUGUUUUCAAUUGAUAAAUAUCUCCCAUUAACUUUGUUACACCGCACUGACAAAAAUAAAGAAUGAUAAAAUAUCUCCCAUUGUAUAUGUACAACGGUUUUUAUUGUCACUGCUAUUAAUUAUUGAUCUCAUAACAAAGAAAUGUAGCACCAACCAGUGAUUUAGGAAUGCUAAUUAGACGUAUGUAUAUAUCCAACGCAGCUCCCCAAUUAAUUUGCACAAUCCAUGCGGAGAUGUUUCCUGACUCCUCUGAAAACUUGAAAUUACAUUGUUGCUUUGGUGAAAUCCAUGCGGACUCCACGGUUACUUGGACUAAGGAUUCCAAGCUACUUGCUCGAAUACACAGAAGGUAAGUUUAAUUUAACCUAUAUGUACUAUGUCUUACGGUUUAUGGAGGUUAAGCAAAUUCAAUUCAUCAUGGAAUCCCUGCCUUAACUCUGCUGCUAGCAAACACAAUCACCAGAAAGGUACUACUCCAGUGGGAAAGAACGUGUCAUUAUCAUUUAAUUUGGAAACAUAUUAAAGGUCCCUGAGUGUUAAUAAAAGCUACAAAAUGCAGCUAAUAACUGCGAGUCAAUCAUUAGAGAGAAUACAUUAUAUUUAUUCUAUUUAAAUGUAAAAACUGAUGACUUGUUUGUCAAGAAUAAAUUAAUGGCAGGAAUAAUGGUGGACCCAUUGUGAAGGCUAAAAAUUUCAUUACGUGCUAUAACUGAUAUAAGAUAUACACAGGUAUAUCUGGAAUUAUUUUCCAUAGAUAGAAAUGGACAAACAUAGAUAGAUAGAUGGAUAGAUAGAUAGAUAGAUAGAUAGAUAGAUAGAUAGAUAGAUAGAUAGAUAGAAAGAUAGAUAGAUAGAUAGAUAGAUAGAUAGAUAGAUAGAUAGAUAGAUAGAUAGAAAGAUAGAUCAUCUUGAAGUCCGGAAACAUUUUCCUAAUUGUUUUUGGGUUUCUUUUUAAUUAAAAUGGUAAAAUAGUUAAGCUGUUUACAAAUUAUAUUAAAUGAUACAUCUUCAUUUACCUGCCUUGGAGCUCUUUAUGCUACUGUGCCUAGUGUUCUUCACAUCUCAUUAUGCACCUUCUCUCUUUUCUUGGUUAAUCAGUUUGCAUCUUUUGCAUCUCUUGUUAAAUCUCUCUAACUUGUUUCAUUAUUAGUGCACGGCUCAGGAGAGAGGAGCUCUUUCAAGAGAGUAGAAAGGUUAAUUAGAUGUGUGCCAUCUAUGUCCCUAGCAUAUUGAGUUCCCAAGCAGGUAAGGAGAAAUAUGUUGAAAAUAUGAAAACAUUCUAAAUUUAUUUGAAAACUACUAUACUGUUUUCUUGUUUUGUUUUUGUUUAUAUGUAUGUUGUCAAUGUAAACAUUGAUUUUCUUGGUGAAGAGUUUUAUUUUAUAUUUUAAAUAGUAUAAAUGCUAUUAUGGAGCCGCAUCUUUAACUUUAGAUAACGAUUUUCAGAUUCUUGGGACCAUAAGGAGCCAUGAAGACCACCAACUCAAUUGUAUCUAUGCCAACAAAUAGAGGAAAAAAAACUCUUAAGUAGAACAUUUAUUUCCCAAUUAUGCACAGUUUGAAUCCAUGUGGUUAAUUCUAGGUUUUAAAUGUUAGUAUGUAUCCAUCUAGUUCUUGGAUAACUGGAUUGAAUUAUUAGUUUCAUUAUCAAGCACCACUUUCAAAAAGUCUCUUUGUAAAAUAAAGCAAAUUAAUGGUAAACCAUAAUUCAAUGCACAGAUUGUUUUCCAAUGUGUAGAAAAACAAAAUAAAAAAAUUAAUAAAAGACAGACAUACUGCAAUAUACUUUUUAGCACAUUGAGAAAUACUGACCAGGAUGAAAGUAUGUUCUACUGUCCCUUACACCUUGUCUAUCAAUGUCUAGCAAUCCCCCAAAAGGUUCUGAAAAUAUUUGGAAAACGAAAGUAUAGUAGAGCGCAUUGGUGGAAUUCCUUUGCAAUCUAAUAUUUUGUAGAGGGAAAUUGAUAGUGUUCCAAAGUUAGUAUGUAUAAUAGUAAUAUACAGCAAAAGGCAAGACAAACUCGCCUACAGUCUUCAAAAGUAAUAAAACUAAAACCUUAGGAACUUUUCUAGCAAGCCGAAAUGCAUUGCUAAAAGUGACUGAAGCAGUUACUAUUGUUUCCCCCUUUUAAAAUCUUCUUAAAUGUAUAACUCAGACAUAUCUUUAGAACUGGACUUCAUAAAGUAUACGGACAAACAAUAAAUAAUUUUCUUGGAAACACCUUUAAACUAGUACUCUAGACAACCUACUACAGCUUAUUGUAGUGGUUGGGAUGCGAUGGGUCUAUGAGUUUGUCUCGUAGCUUUUUGUCAAACUAUUUUGGUACAGAUUGACCAAAACCAGGGUUCCCACAAAUAACUACACUGGCUGUCUCUGCAGGUGCAGUGAAAAUGGCUUUUUGUUUAAGUAUAAAUUCCCCCAACUGUGGUCGGUUAUGAUAGACUUGAAGAGCUGAGAUAACCAGUUUUAUCUUACUAAAUAAGGUAUUUUCUUUCUCAAACGAAUCUACUGCCCAUUUGAAAUAAAUUACCUGUAGUUUAGAAUGUUUCCAGUGUUAAUAUUCCAGAUAGGCUUUUUUAUCGAAAGGUUCUACAUUCUUGUAUGUGAUAUUUUCUGUAAGAAUUAUCGUAACAAACCUGAACUUCAUUACACAUAUAUCUUACAGUAGAACCUUAUGCAAGAAAUCCAGACAGACAAAUCCUUCAAAAUGCACACUUUAACAGAUACACCGGGAUGCUCCUUUUAAACUCUGCUUUUUGAAGGAUUUACAUGUCCGAAUUCUUUGCAAAUGGUUCUAACACAUAUUUGAAGGCUCACCACCUACGAGUCCUGGAAGACCAAUAAAUAAUCGCAGUUUUACAGUCGGGCAGUAAUGCAGUCCCUAGCUUCCCCAGAUUUGUUUACGUUAGAGAUACGUGAUUUCAAGUAGCCUUGUAAAAUUUUAAACUGGAGUUUUGUGUGUGCUUCAUAAUACGAAUUACCUGAAGAUAUGUGAGUUGUGCCUGGAAAUCAAGCACAGCAACUAGAACAAGCACAAAAUCAAGCAAGGACCCGGGGCAUAUCCACUAAAUAGCAACACAAUUAAAAAUAUUAAACACAUAACAUACAAAGUAAAAAGAAAAAUAUUUUACAAUAUUAUAAUAAUGGGCAUAAGCAACAGGGCACACACAAACACCACAAUACAAAAUAUAUACAUAAAAAUGAAAUUAAAAAAAUAGUUAGUAAAUCUAGACAAGAAGAGGUCUUGGCGCUAUUUAGUGCUUUGUCUUAUGCAGCCAGUAAGGAGCAUUGUGGGUCUAUGUUUGUGGAUUUAAGUCCAGUGUGUGAAUAUUACUCCAGCGUUUGGGGAUAAUUGAUUAUAUUUGGAGACGAUUAUUUCGUUGCAACGAGUGACUGUUUCUGAUCAGACCACCCUGCAUGUUGUGAGAAUGAAGCAAAUGAAAACUUUGUGAUCUAGCUUUAACAAACAAACAAACAAACGAUGACACCUGCCAUUGUUAAGCCAACAUUUGUUUAUAAAAUGAAUCCGUAUAAAUAUGCUUUCAUCACAAUCCUAAAUCCACUUUAAGAAUACCUUGUGUUUCUAUAUUUAAAAAACAAAAUAGUUUUUUUUUAAGUUUACAGCCUAUUUAAACAUAAUAUGCUUUGGUUAAAAUGAUUGGUGCCAGAUGAUUGAUAGCAAACAGGAUGCAUAUGUAACUGAAGAGGAGCUAACCAGCUGCUAGAACGGCUCACUGAGUGAUCUCUUAACCAUGGUGUCUUACACAGCAAUGUCAGCAGCAGAAACACAGCUUAGUGCUGUUCUCCUGCUUUAGAUACAUACCAGCAAUAUUUAUUUUAUGCUUGUUGUAUAUUGUUCAUCUAUGACCAUCUUAAAAGCUAUUAUUCCCACAGACCAUACAACGUCUAAUAAUGGAAAUGCAUGCAAGAACGCACCAUGCAGCUCCUAAGUAACUUGUAUCAACUCUCUCAAUGCUUUCUAUGAAAAAAACUAGAGGUGACCCUAGGCCAGUGAUGGCUAACCAUGACACCAUAAAUUGUUUCUGGACUACAUUUCCCAUGAUGCUCAGCUAGCUUUUAGUCCCAUGAUGCUCGGCUAGCUUUUAGGUAAUAAAAGCUAGCUGAGCAUCAUGGGAAAUGUAGUCCAGAAACAAUUUAUGGUGUCAAGGUAAGCCAUCACUGCCCUAAGCUGUAAUUUAAACGCUGCUUUUUCUCUAAAAAGACAGUGUUUACUGCAAAACGCCUGUAGGGACUGACUAUACUCACAAGAAUAACUACAUUAAGCUGUAGUUGUUCUGGUGACUAUAGUGUCCCUUUAGAUCAUAAUAAGCAUUAAACAUAGAAACAUAGAAUGUGACGGAAGAUAAGAACCAUUCGGCCCAUCCAGUCUGCCCAAUUUUCUAUAUACUUUCAUUUGUCCCUGGCCUUUUCUUAUAGUUAGGAUAGCCCAUACCGCACAUGCUUAAACUCCCUCGCUGUGUUAACCUCUACUACUUGAACUGGAAGGGUAUUCCAUGCAUCCACUACCCUCUCAGUAAAGUAAAACCUUUGUCCCUCUAAUUGAAGACUAUGUCCUCUUGUUGUGGUAGUUUUUCUUCUUUUAAAUACAGUCUCCUCCUUUACUGUGUUGAUUCCCUUUAUGUAUUUAACUGUUUCUAUCAUAUCCCCCGUGCCCCGUCUUUCCUCGGAAGCUAUACAUGUUAAGUUCCUUUAACCUUUCCUUGUAAGUUUUAUCCUGCAAUCCAUGAACCAGUUUAGUAGCCCUUCUCUGAACUCUCUCUAAAGUAUCAAUAUCCUUCUGGAGAUACGUUCUCCAGUACUGCGUACAAUAUUCCACGUGAAGUCUCAGCAGUUUAGAUACAUAGAAACUACAUUUCCUAUGAAACAUUAGAAAACAAAGGGGUUGCUGAAAUAAAAUCUAGAACCUUAUAUGAUCAUCAGGCACUAUCCACAAGCCCUUAAGAUUUAAUUGAACAAAAAUGUGUACUGAAAGUGUGCCCCAAAUACAGUGGAUCAACACAAAGCAAUUGCCUAUCAAAAAUGAACAAUACUUAUUAUUAUUAUUGCCAUUUAUAUAGCGCCAACAGAUUCCGUAGCGCUUUACAAUAUUAUGAGAGGGGGGAUUUAGCUAUAAAUAGGACAAUUACAAGAAAACUUACAGGAACCUGGUUGAAGAGGACCUGCUCAAACGAGCUUACAGUCUAUAGGAGGUGGGGUAUAAGACACGUUAGUAAAACGUUUCCUUUUAUGUAGACACUAUAAAAUACCCCAAAUAAUAUAUAAUAGGUGAAAACAGCAUACACUCUUGAAUAAAUGUGGCAAUUAAAUAGUGGCAAUUCCACUAUGUGUUGGAGUUAUAGGAGAUAUACUUACCUCCUUCAAAAUAUAUGUUAUGGUUCAUAUAUAUUUUACAUUGUACCUAUAUAUAACGUGGGUUUCAGCACCGAAGCAUUUGUUUAUUUUUUUGGCUUUUGUUAGUGGAGUGCCAAGCUAUCGUUAUUUUCAUAUAUAUCAAUAUCUAUAUAUAGUGAUCAUUGCCCAGCUUGUCUUGUCACUUUGUUUCCAUUAUGUUUUUCCACCUGUAGGAAUCUUUUUGUAACAAUGAAUGUUCUAUUUUGAAUCCAUUUCUGUUAUAUGGUUCUAGCAGCUUGCCUAUGUCUGCCAAUUUACAACUUUUAAUAUAUCUCCUAUUCUUUAUUGCCAGUUUAGACACUACUACUCCCUUCAUUCAUAUUUACUGGCUGUCUAUGUGUUACCAGUGUAACUAUGCAUGCUAGUAUUUUCACCUAUUAUUUAUCAUUUCAGUUUUUUUAAAAUGGCUAAAUAAAAGGAAAGGUUUAAUGUUUAUGUAUACUUUACUCUUGAUAGGUAAUUUUGUUGUGGUGUUUCAUUGUAUUUGGGGCACACUUUCAAUACACAUUUUUGUUCAAUUGCACGUCCUAUAAACAAGCUUGACAAAGACCUCAUAGCAGGUCGAAACGUUGCUACUCAUUUUGUUCUUUUAAAACUGCCUGCAGCUUUAACACCUUGAGUGCCUGGAUAAUUUAUUGUGCUGCUUUGUCGUUGUGGGAUUGCUGGUCCUGCUCCGGAGCACCGGGUGGCUGCUGGGAUUGAGUGUGGCUCCUAUCGCCAUUUUUGCAAUAUCUAAAUGUCUACAGGACCAAAAGAUGGGGUUAUAUUCCUUUAAUGCAGACUUCAUCAUAAUGUAUGUUUUAUUUUACAUAGUGUUGUUUUGAGGUUAGGCUUAUAGUAAAGUUUAGGGCUGCCUACAAAUACAACUCCCAUAAUCUUGGGUAGACUCCAAGCAUUAUCCUGAGAUUAGGGACACUCAUACUGCACAGUGGAGCAAAAGCCUUGAUAUUUCAUUGUCCCUUGAUGAGGGCUUUUCCCACCUAACUCCAUGUACCCAACCAAUGACACGUUGUGCCAAUUUUAACACCAUUAGCCUACAGAUACACAUAUUUGGGAAACAACUAACACUUUAAAGUGGCACUGUCAUGCCGAACUUACCUUUCCCUAAUCGCUUCCUUAGGACGCAAUUCAGGACUUUUGUUCGGAAUUUUAUUUGAAUGAAUGAAACUCCGAUCCUAUUCGUGCCGCGAGUAGAUAGCUCCCUAAUGCUAAGGUUACUUUAUAACUAAGGGUCACUUUAUUAAAUUAGUGGGGGGUAUUUUUAAAACAGUGUUUAGUAGACGUCAGAGGUAGAUUAUUACUAAUACUAAAUAACCUUUGUAUUAGGGAGCUAUUUACUGGCGGCAUGAAUAGGAUCGGAGUUUCAUUUAUUCAAAUGAAAUUCCGAUCCAAAUAAAAGUCCUGAAUUGCGUCCUAACACGAACUGUUCUCGAAAGGUAACACAAAUGGACAAUUUCGAUAGUUUCGCCAGCUUUUGAACGCCGAACGAAGCAGCAGGAGGACGGUGAGAAUUGUGGGAAAAUUGCUUUGACCACAGGAAAUGGUGGGGACUUUGCUCCUCCUCUUGGUCAAAGUUGGUCAAGCGUAGGAAAAAUACAUAAGACAAAAUAGUCCCUACUUUGUCUUGUGUUUUUAAGAAAACUAGAGCAGACAGGACAAAAUGAAGAACAGAUCCUUAGAGAGGGAGAGAAGAGGAAGCGAUUGGGGAAAGGUAAGUUCGGCAUGACAGUGCCGCUUUAAAUAGGAUAAUAUUUAUUAGUCUUUACCACACUAAAAGAUUGCAACAAAACCUGAAGGUAGCACUUCUACACCGCACAACUGAGGGACUGAGUAAUCAUGUAGUCUCCUAAUUUGUGAUAAUUACCCUUUGGGGUGCUGCUAACUCUUUACUUAAACUACAACAAAUUAGCAGUUAAUCAUGUUGUAAGAUAGUACUUUUCACAUCAUGGAACAUAUAUUUAAAUUUUCAUAAGUUUAAUGUCCAAAACUAAAAUUGCAUGGUGUUAGGGGAAACCAAUGCAGAGGAGGUAAUGCUAAAUGACUGUUUAUUGAAAAGUGCAAAAGGGGAGAGUGAGGAUGAGAACAGGGUUGUCGCCGCAGGAGGAGAUAAGAACAACAACAAAAUUAGAGAAGAAAGAAGUAAAAAUAAAGUGUCCCCAUUAGUGCCAAAAAUAAAAUGACUAUUAUAGCCAGACACACCAUGCUCAGAGUUUCAUAUCAUGAAUAUUGUCUAUCUCUGGAGGACAUCAAAUCAUCAAUAAUGAGAAAUGUCUUCCUAUAUGUGUUAUUUGUUAUUUAUUUACUGGAUUAUAUAGUAAAAAUAUUGUAGGGUUGAAGAGGGAUGCGUUUAGCAAGUUUUUCAAAUAUUAGUGCACAAACUUGCAUUGAUAGGGAAUCGGAUUUGGAGAAUGUCCACCAUUUCUAAAAAUAAAUGCAAUAUUUCGAACAAUCGCCAAUCUUGUUCAGCAUAUGAAUGCAUUUGAAACAUGUUCCUCAAAGAGAGAGACACCAUUCUUUUAUAAGCCUGUUCGUUAUGGUUUGCACAAAUUGAAAUAGUGUAAAUUGUAUCACAAAUAUCUUCCCAAGAAGUUUUAUCAAUAGUUUUCCAAAUCUGCAUUCCACUAAGCUAUGCAAGCUCGGGAAUGUUUGCUCAAGGUACUAACCAUGGAAUUAUACAGGGUAGAAUUUUGAACUUUUUGUAUCAGAUGACAUAGCUACUCAAAUUUGAGUAAGUGAGUGAGGUUUCAUCAGAUUGAAGUGGAAUAGUGUGUUCCAGGUCCAAUCACUUGUUUGUAGAAUAAUAUCAGUGUAAUGCUAUAUUUUAUAUAUUAUAGUGCUAUAUGUCAUGUUUGUGUUUUGAAUAUUACAGAUUUCGAUAUGGCAGGAAAUGUGGUGAACCCAGUUGUUAUGUUUAUCAUUAAUGUUUACUGAAUUACCAUUACCAAUUCUCCUUUGUCAAUUAAAGGAAAACUAUCAUAAGUUUUAUUAUUUCUGAAAAUGUGAGCUAACAUGUAAUAUAACCUUCCUGUGUAUUGUUUAGUAAUGAAGACAUAUAAUUCAAUAACUAUUCUAGUGCAUCUUCUGGCUUACCCUUGCUCCAAGGGGCAGCCAUAUUUAGACCUGUUUGAUCUGAUGCCACAUAUCUUCUAAUGUUAUGCAUAUUUUGAAUGUGUGAAACUGUUCCAGACUGCAUUUUUGAGCUGCCAAUUGCUUGGGCAGGAUGUUAGAAUUUGUAAAUACACACUAGCUCUUAAUUAUCAAUUAGCAUGGGUAUGGCUGGAUAACGAGUGCUCCCAACUAAACAUGACUUAAGAUGGCCACCCCAUUACGUAAAGGGUAAUCCAAAAGACAGGUAUUUAUGUACGUAUGAUCACUACACUGUUAUAAACAGCGUGAAUAAAAUACUACCUAUAUUAAUAAUCUUUUAUUUCAAAUAAUGAUAAAAAUCGAUGACAGUUUUUGUGUCAAAUUGUAAAAACAAUGUCAUCAGUGCAGUUAAAUAAUAAUUAUAAAUAAUAGUAAAAAUAAUAUAUCAUAUAACCAGAAAUAUCCUCUCUCUUUCUAGUGCAAAUGAUGAUUCGCCGGUAUCUCUGGCAAUUAGCCAAACCAGUCAAAGGGACCAGGGGUUGUAUCAAUGUAGUCUGAAAAACGUGUAUGGAAAAGCAAGUGCUGAAUUCAAGUUGACUUCUGAAGGUACUAUUUUCUACUUGAUCAACAUGCUGUUUAUUUUUAAUGUCACUGUAUGAACUCAAACACUGACUUUUUCUGUUUGCUCUUUUCUUAGUGUUGGAACAGCUGUCACGCUCUCAGGAUAUUGAAGGUAACUCAUAUUACUUACCAUGGUGGGGUAACAAUCUGACGAUUUUCUCUGAAAGUAUAUAUUAGGCCAACUUACUGUAAAAUGUAGUCACAUUUCAAUUUAAUUUCAUAUUGCCAAAAUAAACAUUUAGAAAAGCCACAAACAACGUUUUUGGGAGUGGCAUAUGACUUACAAAUUUGGUAAAUAUUUUGGAUUUUUUUAUAUUUUUCUAAGAGGCAUUCAGAAUUACUUGAUGUAGAACUUUACUUGUUGUAGGACUACAUGAGCCAUACCAUCUGCUGGGUAGAAAAAUGAAUACAUAAGCAUAGAGCAUAACAUAAGAAAAUAAUUCCUUUGUGCAAGGCUAUCAAAGUACCAGCUCAUAGUCUGUUUCUGAGUCUGACUUUGUGUUCUGCAGACACCCUUCCCAAUGUGACCAGGAUAGUUCUAGAAUUUAGAGAUAUGUCUGAAUCCAUACUUCUCUACUCCCUGGAUUGCAAAUAUUCUGGUCCAACUCAAGGAUGUGAUCAGUCUCUUUUUAUUGUGUUUGAAGAGUAUGUUUGGCUGAAGAGCAGUGUUUGUAUCUGCCAUAUGUUCCAGACGUUCCUUAGUACUAAACGUUUGGCAUUUGGCAGUCCUGGGACGUUGGGGAUGAGGCUGAUAGGUGCACACAGCACAAAAAAGCAACCUCCACAAAGACUUUGGCCUCAUUACAAGUGCUGAUUCCGAGAGGAGAGUGUAAAUCACAUGUGUGAAUUUGUACGUGUGUAUCUGUGUGUAUGGGAGGGUUUGUGUGUGUAUGUGGGAGUGUGUGUGUCUAGGAGCGUGUAACUUUAUCUGUGAAACUGUUUUUCUGUAUAAAUCAACAUGAGGUGGAGCGAUAGGAAAGAAAAGAAAAUAGAAAGGCGCUGCAGUCUUAAAAUAGGAAAACCGUAACCUAUUAAAUAUAGCAUUUUAUGUGUAACUUUAUGCGUGGGAGUGUGUAGCUAUAUGUUUGAGUCGGAGAGAAUGGAUCUGCUAUUCCCAUGGGAAAAGAUGAGUUGGUCAGGGCUCCCCAGGUAAGCUGACUGAAAGCACCUGCCUUAGUAAAUGUAAGGAAGGAGCAGUGAUAUAAUUAGUAGACCUUAAGGAAAACAUGUGAGGAAGAAAAGACACCACAGGAGUAGAUAAGGGGUGGAAAAUCACCAGUAAGCCUUGGGAAACAUUGACAUUGACAAUCAUCUCCUGUAAAAUCAACUUGUUCUGGAGACUCUGAUAAUUGUAUGAGAAGUUGUCACGGUGCUGGGUUGGUCCAAGUCCCAUACCCAUAACCCUUAAUAGAGAGCUAACCAAACAUUAACUCCCAGCUCACGGCAAUGAAAUGUCUUGAAAGUAUGUGAAGCUCCCUGUUGUUUUUGUGUUCAACAGGGAGGUGUUCAACAGGAAUUUAAUGUUACGGUAUUGUAAUUUUUUUUUUUUUUCAUAUAUUCAUUUUUAAUUUGAAUGACAAAAGACAGUAAUAAAGCCAAGUUAGAAGUCAUGGUACAAAGAAGCCAUGACACAAUUAGUUACAUAAUACAAUAUGUAAUAAAUCAUUAAAAGUCAAUAUGUGUGAUUGCAAAAGGCUGCUCUCGGUGCCAAGACAGUAGCAUAAAAACAAAAAGAGAGUAAAACAUGAGACCUGCUAAUCUUAAAUCAUAAAAGCACGAGUACCAGGAAUCCUGCCAGGCAGAGCUAUAUCCAGUACCAGGAGUCCUGCCGGCCAGAGCUAUAUACGGUACCAGGAAACCUGCCAGUCAGUUAUGUCCAGUAGAAUUGUGUGUGGCAAAAAAAUUUGGUUUCAGCCAAACCACUUCGUCCGAAGAUCAGAAAAAAAUAUUACUGUAUGGGCAAAUUUCGGACAUAUGACAGUCCGGCACGUCUAAAUUUCGUUAACAAAAAAAAACUUAUCAGAUGAAAGAAAAGGGCACAGUAAUGGACCAAUCAGUAAACUACAAAAUAUGUACACAAUAUAGAUAUUAUAUUUCUAUUUUGCACUUCACGGAUAGCCAAAUUUGACUCACAGAACUAGUGAGAAAAAAAUGAACUAAUAGAUCGAAAAGAGGAGGAGCAGUAAAAAAAUUUUAAUUGAUAAUUAUAUAUUUAUUACAUAUAUAAUAUAUAAAUAUAGAUUUGUCUACUUUUUUUCCUUCUAUGGUCCCUUCUCACUUUAUCUGAUAAUUAAACGAACAUUUUGUGGCUCUCCCCAGCCUUCGAUCAUCUUUUUUUUCCAACAAUCAUCUCUUUUUAUUGUGCCAUGAGCGAAAUUAAGAAUCUUUAAUCAAAACAAACAAGUAUGUUUUUUGUAAGAUUUGUUUGAUUCAUUGCAGCUACAUUUUGACUCAGAGUUUGGGAAGUCGUACAAUCAUCCGAUUGACCCAGGUUCAUGUGAAUUGCAGCUCAUAACGAAAUGAAUUUCCAAGUCUAAUGUCCAGUAGUAGGACCCAAUCAGUUAUACCCUGUACCAGGAAACCUGCCAAUCAGUAGUGCCCAGUCCAAUGUGGCGAUAAUAACAAUUCUAUGGCUUAUAAUCUAUAUUAGCCACUAAUUGAUAGAGAUGUAUUUUGAGGUGAAUUCCCAGUAAAGCAAUUGGAUCCCUUUUAAGGAGAAAUGGUUUUAUAUUAAGUAAAGGGCCUUCAGACCCUUGUGUCACAUAGUCACAAGAGGACAUAGUCUUAAAUUAGAGGGACAAAGGUUUAAAAAUAAUAUCAGGAAGUAUUACUUUACUGAGAGGGUAGUGGAUGCAUGGAAUAGCCUUCCAGCUGAAGUGGUAAAGGGUAACACAGUAAAGGAGUUUAAGCAUGCAUGGGAUAGGCAUAAGGCUAUCCUAACUAUAAGAUAAAGCCAGGGACUAAUAAAAGGAUUUAGAAAAUUGGGCAGACUAGAUCGGCCAAAUGGUUCUUAUCUGCCGUCACAUUCUAUGUUUCUAUUAUUAUUAUUAUUGCCAUUUAUAUAGCGCUAACGGAUUCCGUAGCGCUUUACAAUAUUUUGAGAGGGGGGGUGUAACAAUAAAUAGGACAAUUACAAGAAAACUUACAGGAAUAAUAGGUUGAAGAGGACCCUGCUCAAACGAGCUUACAGACUAUUGGAGGUGGGGUAUUUGAAACAUUAGGACAAUAAAUAUCAAGUAGGAGUGAAGCAGAGCUGGAGGAGAGAGCAAAGCACUGUCCCAUAGGAGAGAGCAGGAGACAGGUAUGUAAGGUAGAGAUUACUCUGGGAGGCCAUAAGCUUUCCUGAAGAGAUGGCUUUUAAGGCCCUUCUUAAAUGAUUGAAGACUAGGGGAGAGUCUGAUGGCAGUAGGCAAGCUAUUCCAUAGGAGAGGAGCCGCCCGCGAGAGGUCCUGCAAGCGUGAGUUGGCAGUACGGGUGCGAGAAGCGGUCAGGAGGUGGUCACGGGCAGAGCGGAGGGUACGUGGAGGGGCAUAUUUAUGGAUCAGUAAAGAGAUAUAAGCGGGACUAGAACUGUUCAGUGCUUUAAAUGUAUGGGUUAGCACUUUGAAUUGACUCCUAUAGCAUACAGGGAGCCAAUGUAAGGACUGGCAGAGGGGUGAGGUGUGAGAGGACCGACUAGAGAGGAAAAUCAGUCUAGCUGCAGCAUUCAUUACAGACUGUAGCGGGGCAAUACGGCUUUUGGGAAGACCAAUCAGGAGAGGGUUACAGUAAUCCAUGCGGGAAAUAACUAGAGCAUGGACAAGCUCCUUGGUAGCAUCUUGCGUAAGAAAGGGGCGAAUGCGGGCUAUGUUUUUGAGUUGGAACGUUUCUGUCACCGUUUUUUUAACUAAAAAAUAAUAGAUUUCUUGAAUUAAACAUUAUCAACAAGCACCUCACUCAUUACCUGACCACAUGUUUUUUUGCGCCAUCACAAGUGUAGUACACGACUUCAUUCUGGCACAUAAUUUCUGCUCAUGCGCAGGUAACUGCCCUAGGCACGCAGAAGGGGAAGAAUCAUUCUUACGGAAUGGUCAUGAAAUGAUCUUGCCAUUUCAGGAAAGGAGGACCAUGGACAGCCCUAUCAUAGUAUUCUUCAUUGAUACUUUAAAUAAAUGAAUGGAGUGGGAACAAAUUCAUCACUAAUUUCAUAUUUCCCAAAACAUGGUUGAUUACAUUAUAUAUGCAAAUUAUCACAAUCAGAAACCCAGCAUGAUUAAAUAAAACCUUGCAUUCAAAGUCAUAGUUAGAUUUGACAUGAUUAAUCGUCACCGGCAAUCAAUCACAAAUAAUUAGAUAACAUUUUUAACUUCAAAAGAAUGCACAAUCAAAGUAAUGUAAAGAUUAUUCUGAAAGAGUAGUAACUGCAAGAUUGCAGAACAAUUAGGUCCCUUCUUUAUCAAAACAAAUGUGGCAUAACCCGGCAUAUAUAGUUGACACAAUACCUCCCUUUUCUUAGAUAGCUUGGUUAGUUGUAUUAUUUCCCAAUGCCCAAACAAGGAUACAUGUUGUACAGUGUUUGAAAGGAGGAUGUUGGCCAGCUACAUUGGAUAUGUCAUUAACUUAACCUUCUUUCCUUAAGCCUUCUAAGAGAGAAGCCGUCCUUUCCAAAUGGAUUAUUGUCUUUCAUCUUUCCAUCAUGCAUGGAGAAAUGUAUAAUCUAAUAAUAGGUGAUGCUUAGUACAUUUAUUUACUAGAGAACAUGAUGUGCUUUCCACUUUAAGGUUCUUUCUCUUUUUAUUCCUGAAAAUCACAUGCGUAUCAUUGAUACUAAAUUUAACAACGGACCAACUGGACAGAUAACAUUGAUUGUAAACCGCGUAGUCUAUAUUUCUGUAUUUUUUAUUUGUUUAUUUAUGUAUGUAUGUAUUUUUUUAGUGUAAAUUGAAAUCAUUUUGAACAUUGACAGAUAUAUAUUGACACAGACAUAUAGAUAUAUAUUGACACAGAUAUAUUGGAUAUAUAUUGACACAGACAUAUAAAUAUAUAUUGACACAUAUAUAUAUAGAAGGGAACAUUAGGGUCUUUUUACAUUUUUUUUUAUUUUAUUGAAAACAAAUAAUGUGUUAUUUGAUUCAGUUCCAUCGAUCGUGUGUUGUUCAGUGUGUGUGUUGGCUAUUUUCUGUAACAAACCAAUAUGUUGUGAAUGCUUUCUACGCGAUCCCAAUCCAAAUAUGACUCAACUGGUAAGUUUGCCAAACAUGUCAAUAAUUAUUACAGAAUAGAUUGUAAUUUACUCCCCAAAUCUGGCUAUCCUUAAAACAGUACCAGUGAUAACAUUUAACAGGGAAGCUUAUUGGCAGGCGUAACUCCUGGCUACUGUCAAAACCCUCUAUUCAUCCUUGGCAGUUCAUUAAAGUCAGAUGCUAAAGUGGGAGACUAUAGUUUUUGGGGUUUUCUUAGUUUUUUGUUUUUUAUUAUGUAUAUUAUUACAUCUAUGAUGUAUAUUAUUACAUCUGUUUCUGUUUCAACACUAGUCAUUGUUUCCUUUAGUAUAUAUAGGUACAGUGUAACUAGUUUUAAAAAGAAUAUGCUGGGGACAGGCCCUGGCCAUCAUGGUGGAGAGACGAGUCUCACAUGGGCUCCCACACAAUCCUAAACAAAAUAGUUAUCUACAGCCUUUACAUGCCCUAUCUGGACCAACAGCGACAUCUAACUCACCCCUCACGACAGAGGGCAUACAGCGUGUCGAUCAACGGCUUGAUAGGAGCCUACUUACCUGUUGCCAAUCCUUGCGGCCUGGUGCGCCUUGGGGCGGGAGAAACGGACAAUAUCUUGUCUCAGAGGUGCCCAGCAACAGUCAAAGGCACAAGCAUGCCCAUUACCACCUCCCCCGGACCAGUGGGGGUUAUCCUAGUCCCCCUGUGGGAGGCUAUCCAGAUGUUGUUGGAUCGCACGGGGGAGCAGCACGAGCGGAGACACCAAAGAUUGCAGAUACCGCAUGCAUCAACGUUCCCAGCGAGAUUCAACUCGAUGUCCAGGUCAAACUGGACAAAAUAUUUGCGGAGUUCUGGCGCAAGCUGGAAAACAAAUUGUACAAACCUGAUCCACUAGAGUCGAGCAGCGGUUUCUAGUCGACGCACUGUUCAGGGAAACUUGGCUCCAGCAACUCAGAAACGCCCAAUAUGGUGGCAGAGAGCACAGAGCACAUCCCUCCUGGUUAAGGUGACACAGAAACAGUUGUUGGGGCAGUCUGCAGCUCUAGACUGGGCAUUGUCAAGAGAACCAAAGGUAGGUAAAUUCUUGUUCUCGGUCUGUACUAGCCCUCACACUACUGGAAAUGGAGACAGCAAGAGUACACUGCAAGAAGCUGAGCGGAUGCAGUCUUAUCAGGACAGACGGCGGGUGUCGGUGAAAAGACUAUCCACAUGGGGCGUAGUUGCCUGAGAUCAGCUCACAGGGUCCUCGGAGCAACUCUAUGGGCAUACUAAAUUCCCACUUAUCUAGGCACAGGCUUCCAAGAGGUCUAUAUUGCCCAAACAGGACAACACCAGAGCGGGACUUUGCAUGGCCCCUACUGGGUAGGUUGAUUGGAAGAGAGACUCCCCCUGGCACAGUGCCCCAUUUUGGCCUACCUUAUUGACAUCAGUUUGACACUUGCCUUACUUUAGGGGUGCAUGUUUAUUUUGCAGCAAAAUCCCAACUCUCUUUUUUGUUGUUUCUUGUGGAGCACUAGCUUUCUGACCUCAUAGGGGGCUCCAUACGAGGAUUUACUUCUUAGUUAAGCAUUGAUCCUCACUAUGCAGUUUCCUGUUUACUUCUCAUUCCCCCAUUUUAUGUCAGCCUCUCACUGACCCACACAUACAAGCUUCUUGUGCUUGCCUGUCUUUCACAUAAGAUGUUGUAUUUCUUGUUAGUUCUUCCUUUUCUUUUUAUUAUCAUCUUUUCCUUCAAACUCUCUAUGUCUAGACUAGCUACCGGUAAUAUGUCUACUAACAUGAUAGACAUGUCAACCUUACCUCGCUGUGUUAAACCCUUAAAAAAAUUAAUGUCACAGUUAGUCAUGCAGGUGUAUGCUUUUCAAUCUUGAUGUGACAUGAGUAUAUACUUAAUGACUGUAAGCCUUGAUGAUCUUUUCCUGUGAAGUGAACCAAAAAAAAAGAAUAAUAAAAAAAAAAGAAUAUGAUGUCUCUGUAUAUAUCUCUAAUAGAUUCUAAAAAAAAAUUUGACUUACAUUCUAUAUUACUAUUUUUUGUGUUGGAAGGUGAAGUCUUGCUAAGUAAGGCGUACAACACUUAUUCCACAAUCUAGCCAGUGGCAAAUAAAAAUAUAUGCAAAUUUGUACCAGUAUAGUUGAUAUCCGAGUUAAUAUUUUUUUUGAAUGUAUAUAUGCUGAACAAUUCCCUUUAAUCUUGUAAAAUUGCAAUCUCCUGACAGUCUGUCAGUAAGGAACAUACAUGCCAUUAGUAUAAUUAUGUGAUCAUCGGUGAUUGCCCUGCAGGUGUCUGCAAUGAAUAUCUGUGAAUUAUCAUCACCGGGUACCAGCUAGAAUUGAUAACCAUGUCUGACUUUCUCGAAUUAUAUUUCUCAGUGUGAUAAGCAUUGCUAAUCUUUUAGGUGGCGAGGAGAUUGAAUUCAAUCAGCUUUUGUUCAAAGAAGACUUUAUCACUGAUAUGUACUUUGGAGGCAACCUACAUGGAAAAAUAGUGACAGAGGAUUUGCAUUUUGGAGAAGGAGUUCACCGGAAGGCAUUCAGGAGUAAAGUUAUGUGCGGCCUGCUGCCUGUUUUUAACCCUGGUCACCUCUGUGUCCUUAAAGUCCACAAUGCAAUAGCAUAUGGCACCAAGACUAAUGAUGAACUUGUCCAACGAAAUUACAAGCUUGCUGUACAGGUAAAAUUUAUUUUUAAUACUAAAAGAAUUGAAUUUCAAUCAUAAAACUCCAUAUUGAAAAACAUGUGUGUAGAUAUAUUGUAACUACUUUUUAAAAUAAUCUUUUCUGAAAAGUCUAGCUAUAUUAUAGCCACAUACUCAUUGUCAUUUUAUCAGAGCCUUAAUGAGCCAGCAGUAAGGUAAUCUUGGUCCAAAUGAAAUCUCCAGCAUACCACUCUGAGCUUAGUGAUGAAACAUGAUCAUAUUAAAAGUUUAACUUCAUGGAACACUCUGGUCACCAAUAGAAUUUAAGUGCACCUGAUAUUCAAGCUGUCCUUUUCUUCACAUUUAAAUCUAAACAAUAAAACAAUUAUAAAAACUGCAAAUAGGCCAAAAUAACUGACCUGCAAAAAUGGCUGAAAAGCACAUCUAUUUUCAGUUCUGCUAUUUUUAAAUAAAAUGUACAAUUUUCUUGCAAUUCUCAAAAUUAUUGGUUUAGGGAAUAACCCUGAAUGUUCCUAAAUUUUCCAUCUCCGUUUCUUUCUCGUACCAUUCUUCUUCUAAUAUCUCCAGCGCAGUCGUUUUCAUUCUUACUCCAGACCCUCCUUCUCUUCACAUUUAGAGAACCUCUGGUAAAGAAGGGGGGCUUACACCAAAAUACUCCCCUUCCCCUCUUUUAUUAUCUGACAUUUGAGGUGAAAAUAAUACAGUGGAUGAGUAUCUGUCUCUUAACCCCUCAAAUGGAUGACUACACAUAGACCUUUGUAGUAAAUGUGAGCAGACAUUUAAAAGUCUGUUCACGUGUAAAAGUCAUCAAUGGCCAAUUAAAAGUCAGCAAGUUUGAGUUUCAAAUGUCCUGGUUUUGCUUGAAGGGAGGACCUACCUAGUGGUUCUUUAUUCCUCCACACAUGUGCACAUUGGGUGAGAGGUUAAGAUAUAAUUAGGGGGAUCAAAUGGGAUAUUGGGAUAGUAGUCGCAGAAGAUUGGAAUGUUGUGCCCAUUCACAAUAAAGGUAGUAGGGAGGAGUCAGGCUACUAUAGGCCAGUAAGAUUUACUUCAGUAGUGGGGAAGGUAAUGGAAAUCAUGUCAAAGGAUAGGAUUGUUGAACAUCUAAAAACACAUGGAUUUCAAGAUCAGAGACAACAUGGGUUUACUUCAGGGAGAUUUCCUAAAAUGCCAUUGCUGUUUUGUUAUUCAUUGUAUAAAAUGCUGUGUUGUCUUUACAGGAAUGCUAUGUACAAAAUACUGCUCGGGAAUACGCAAAGAUUUAUGCAGCAGAAGCAGAACAGCUGGAGGAGUUUGGAAAAGUACCUGAGUAAGUGAUACUGCUAAAUGAAUUACAUCUGUGUGAGUGAGGAUAGAUGACUCAUUCUGGUUGAUUUCAAAGUAAGCUUCUUACAACACAAUGUUUCUUUCCUGUGCUUGGUCAUCCAAUUCUCCAUUAACGGCUGAACACAGCCUCCCUGUCAUCAGUAGGGAUCAAGGGGGACAAGAGAGAUCUCUUCUGAACAAGGCAGAGCUUUCCCUUUUUCUAUGGGCUAAUUUCAUAGAAAUGGUGCUGUAGCACCUAUCUGCCAUCUUCGUUUUCAUUUCAUAGGUUUCCUGAAAGCAGUUAGUGAGAAAAUGUAUUAAGAAAUGUCCAAUUAUGUAUUUAUCUUCCUAAUGUGCAACUAGUGCAAGGGUUGUAAUAAUGUCUGCUCACAUUUACUACAAAGGUCUAUGGUCUAGGCCUCUGGUUCAAUGGAUUAACUCAGAACCAUUACAUUAUUUAUUCAAAAACAUGCUUUACUAAAUAUUUUUUUUCUUUUAUGGACUUUUUUUGUUCCAGAGCUGCUAAAGAGCCACAUAUAAUAUUUACUGUGCUCUUCCUGCUGCUGUGGAAUUAACUUCACAUACACACAGACACAGGCGCACACACACAGGCAUACACAGAUAAACAAAAAAGAUAAGUACACACAUCAGCUUCACAAAGCGUCACUCACCUACAUACACAUACAGACAAAGAAACACAGCCAGAUACACAUAGACACACACAUACACAGACACACAGGCAGACAAACACACAGAUAAUAUUACACGUACCCAGAAAUACACUGGCUGCUGCUACAGCUACCUACAACCUGUCACAUAUGUACAGGUGAUGCAGUAAGGAUUAACACCCCUGCAAUUCACAAUGUCAUGUAAAUUUUACUGCAUUUACAAUAUCUUCUUUUUAUAUCUCUGUCUAUAAAUAUUGACUACAGUUGCCAACACAUGCCCCAUACAUUAUACAUUUCACUUCUUAAAUGUUCUUUUCUACACUGAACAGUAUAUCCUCUUCCCUCCAGCCUCCCAGUAUUUCCUUGAGUCACCUUUAAAUGUCUAUGCAUGGCAAAGCCCCCAGUGAGUUCUUUGCAUUGACCUUGAGCGUACUGGUAUUUAGUAAUUAUAUCUCCUCAAGGCAUCUCUCUCCCGAGUAAAUAAAUCCUACAUGCUCCUAUUAAAUUGCACAUACUUUAUAAAGUAAAAUAAACCGAUCAUACAAUAGAAGCAGUGUUUUAUUAAUUGAUUGAUCCCUUUUUUUUUCUCCCCUGCCUUCAAAUGCAUGCUGAUCAGCUGGUGUAGCUAUAGAGGGGAGGUUUUCUUACGCCUGGAGCUCAUGCUAGAUUUUCUGUUCUUACACAUCAGACGUUGAAAAGCUGGUUGAAACUCUGUCUGUCUCUGACUCGCCUGUGGGAUACCCACCUGUCCUUGUCUAUCAGCAGCAGGAGACUACUUUAAAUUCUUCUAGGGCUGUGGAAUAAAUUUCUAACAUUUCGAUAGCCGAAAACAAAAUCUGUUUGUUCAGAAGCAAGCACGCUUGUUCUGUCAAGGGAAAUGAGUUGGUUUGCUAAUAUACAGAUUCGCAAUACUAAACUGGAAUCGAUUUAAAUUUAAAUGGACUUUAAUUUAUUUUACAAGUAAGUGGACACUCAUAUCUUACUUGAUAUUGAGCAACGUUUCGUACAGUGAAAUCACAUGCCCAUAAUUGUGACCAUGCAGAGACAAGUUAUCUAUUAAUAGAUAUAACGAGAGACAAGUGGCCCUCAGAAAUGGAUUGCAAACUUCUUAAAGCAAAAUCAGCCUCGUCAAAGUAAUCUGUUUGUGUUUAGUCCUCUUUGUCUCUCACUAGCUAGAAAAAAAAUCAAGUCCUUCUCUGGGUACAUUGAUUUAAACUUUAGUAUACCUUGUUCUAAACAAGUAUUCCUCCACUUAUCUAUUUACAUGGAUGCUGUCCAGGAGGUGGGAGGGUCUGGGAGGGAGGGUCUGCUGGAGAUUGGCCGGGAUGUGUCAGCUGACCGGAGUUCACCGCGAACGGUUCGUGGCGAACCGCAACGAGCCGUUCGCGGGAAGUUCGCAAACGGUUCGCGACAUUGCUAGUUACAACCUUUUGUAAUCAAAUUGCUAUUGUUCUUUCUUGUCUUGAUUUAAGGAAGAAAAGUAACGUAAAACAAUGCAUAAUGUUAUGUUGCAUUAGACAAUAAAAUCCAGCUCUUUAAAUAGUUGCACUCACGAUAAAUUUGGAUAUAAUAGUGAAUAUAUAUAUAUAUAUAUAUAAAUAAAUCAAGAUAUGAAAAUAUUGAAAUGCUGAAAUAUUUUUCAAAAUACUAAAUCAUUUGAAAAGCCUAUCCUUUGUUAUUAACAUAUAUUGCUCAAUGAAUGUGCUUGAAGGAGUACAUUUUAAGCACAGAGCCCACGCCUGUAAUAAGGAGUUUAGACAAUACAUUGAUUGAUGAGUUUACACUGUUUCCAGUUAGCAGUAAAUGAUAAAUCAUACAGGACAACUAACAGGUGGGAACAAAGAGGUACAUCCAGGGCCAUUUAUUUUUAAAUUCUUAGUAAGUUCCAAAAGUUCAGCAGAACAGAGCUGUCAAACACAUGGAGGAGGCAGCUGAUAUGGCUUCAAUAAAGAAGUUGUGUACUGAAUUAACACAUAUGUUUAGAGAAAGUAAUUAUCAAUAAGAAUCAUAGGGCUUUCAGUACAGACAAAGUUCCAGGUGUGUGUAAUCAUUCAAGAGGUUAGUAGCAGGAAACAGGGCAGCAGCCAAAAAUACUACAAGAUAAAAGCAUAUUUCUGUAGAAGGGGAUUUCUAUAAAAAGGCACCUUCUGAUUGUAAACUGUGCAACCAUUACUCUCUCUGGUCUGACCUGGUAUGAUAUUUAAAUCGUUUCAUGGUUUACCUUUGUAUAACUCCAUAAUCCAUAAUCCAUAAUCACUGCAGGGCUUUUAGAGUGUCUGUUUAGCUAUUCAAUUAUUUAUAAAAAAAAAAAACAACAUAAUGGAACACAAGAAGGAACAGAGAUAUUUGUAACACCGGUCUAAAACAAAGUAGAGCAUGGAAGGAUUCAUAGAGAAUCCCAGACUUAUUUCCCACAGCAGGGGUUUUUAAACCUUAGUCAGAAUCCCAAAAUGGAUUCCUAUGUCAUUUUAGUGGUUCCUUCUGAUUGGAAAAUAACUCAGAAGUAAAAAUACUUUUUACACGCAAAUGACAUGGAAAACGUAUAUAGAGUUUGUUUCCAUGCCUUACACAAUCAUUCAAAGACAAGUCGGAUAUUAUUAAAAUGGCUGUCACUGCUGUUAAUGAUUACUGACAGUUUCCAUGCAACAAACCGGAACGUUUAAUGACUUUUAGUUUGUGAGUGAUGUGAAUUUUAACGUCUCCCACAGAGACAGGAGUUGCUGAAAACUUACGCCUUUAUGACACUGCAUGUUGUCUGGAUGGACAAAAUUCUGUAAAAAUGACCAAAUUCGGACCGCAGUGGCAAUUCUCGUAAUUACUAAAAUACGGUCUGUACAAAUCUGUUGCAAUAGCAUGAAUGCAUUUCAUGUCCAGAUUAAAAUCAGUGCCAUCCCUCAUUAUUUAUUUUAAAGUCUCCUGUCUGAUGACCACAGGAAAAGGGGACUAUGCAAAAAACAAAACAAAAAAAAACUACCACCUGUUGCUAUCUGACUUAAAGUUAGGCAAGCUUCAUUUGGUUGUAAAGAGGGGAAAAAACAAGUUAGUGACUGAAAUCUCUCAAAAUGUCCUUUACUAAAACAACAAUAUUCUAGAAGUACCUUUAAACACCAAAGCCUACCUAUAAACAUGUAUGCACCUGUGAUAUUUUGCAAACCAUGUAAACCUGGAAGUAAAAUGUAAUCAAUAUUUGAGGUGAAAUGACUCAUUCAAAGAAGCCAUAAACAGGCAAUUUACAGUAAUUGGCCAAGAUAUUACUGGUUUAAGAGCAAAUUAGGCUAACUCUCUGAUAAGUUCUUGGCAAUUACUAGACUUGUGCAUUAAUGCUUUUCAGCUUUUCACAUUAAGUGCACCCACACUUAUUAUAUAUCAUUUUGUUCAGGAGAAACGAGUUUUCAUCUCACAUCAAAUAUUUAUAUGAAACAUAAUUUAAUAUGAGUAAAAUGAGUAAAAAAAAAUAAUAAGAAAUGUUUUUUUUUUCCAAGUUCUGCAUGGCAUUUUAACUGUGAAUUUCAAAAUAAUGUUAUGCAUAUGUAUAUUUAUAUUUUAUUCUAAGUGUAUAUGUUUAUAUAUAUAUAUAUAUAUAUAUACACACACUUAGAAUGAAAUUGGCUUGGAUUGGCUACAGUGAGACUGCCAGGGUUGUCAGGCAGGUCCCCUGAUCAGGAUCGGAGCGGAUGGUAAGUGUUUGGGCUGGAUGGAGGACCCUCAAAGCCCUCCUAACUUUCAGAUGGGGUUAAUCUACACUCAAACAAAUUGAUUCAAUUAAUCAGAUUCCACAGGUAAAUCCUGGACAGAUUGAUUUGGUCAGGCGUAGAUUAAAAGGAAUUUUCUUAGGUCAUACCAGCUGAAGAUAACAAUCUGCACAAGUCUAACAAUGACCUGUUUAAUAAUUAAUCUGAUUAGAUUAGAAACCAGCCUACAUUUUGUGAGUAUUCAAAAGUUCUAAAAUACUGCCACCAGAAGGCUGAAUUUCACAUGGAACCAGUUUGAACAUACAGAUAUAUUUCCCUUUUAACUUGAUUUAAAUUUUACUCCACAGGAUAAUUCCUAUAUUUCUCAUUCAUCGACCAGCAAACAAUAUCCCGUAUGCAACAGUUGAAGAAGAGCUUAUAGGAGAUUUUGUGAAAUAUUCUGUUAGGGACGGGAAGGAAAUCAAUGUCUUGAGAAGAGAUUCCGAAGCCGGGCAGAAAUGUUGUACUUUCCAGCAUUGGGUAUAUGAGAAGACAAAUGGCAACUUGCUGGUCACUGAUAUGCAAGGUAAUUGUUAAUGCAAUGGCGUAUACAUCCUAUGUUUUUAAAGUAUUUGAUAGUCCAGGCAUAGGCAACCUUUUGGCACUCCAGAUGUUUUGGACUACACCUCCCAUGAUGCUUUGCCAGCAUUACCGGUGUAAGAGCAUUAUGGGGGAUGUUGUCCAAAACAUCUGGAGUGCCGAAGGUUGCCUAUCCCUGUCAGUCUAUUAAGUCAUAGUGUUGCACAUUCUCAAAUAAUCAUAUCACUGAUCAGCCAUAAUAGAGAGUUUAUUAAGAGACACACUUCUGGUCGGAGUUAAUCUAUUUUUUUUUUUUACUUGCUUAGAUGGAUAAUGCAUAUUAAACAUAAGCAAAAUAAAAUGUAAAUUAAAAAUAAUUUUAAAAAAGAUACUAGCAUUUGAAAUUCAUACUUCCAUAACUGAAAAGCCACAUGCGUCUAUCAAGUUCAUCCUUACUCACAUCUGUUUUUCCUGUUGAUCCAAAAGAAAGCAAAAAAAAGGUUGAAAUGCUUCCAAUUUUGCAACAAACUAGGAAAAAUUGCUUUCUUGACCCCAGAACGGCAGUCAGAUAUUUACUUGGAUCUAGAAGUCUUAGAUCUUUGAGUUCAGCUCAUGAAAAAUGGGGGUAAAAACAAAAGUGUUGCGUUUAUAAUUUUGUUCAGUGUAGCUGGUAAUAAUUAGCAACCCCUAAAAUAGAUAGCUAGAAGAAAAUCUUUCUGUAGGAUAGUAAAGAAACUGCAACCAAUUUCAUUGUCAGUAGAUGGCACUAUGGCUUUCCCAAAAUAACAUCUGGUAUAUCAAACUGCAAAGCAAUAAGCUCUGCUCAGACAACGCUCUCUAUGCAUACAGACUGAAAAUGUCUUAUUUGUUGACAGACACCUGUAUCCCAUCAUAAAUCAACCUGGUGUAAAACCCAGCUCUUUCCUGUAGAAUUGACCAGGUAUUGAGGUCCCUUUAUUUGGUCAAACGAUUGCUUCUUCCAUUGUAGUUUUUUGUUCCUCCAGUGUUUUGUGCUUCACUCUUCUAGUUCAUAAAUUGUUUGGAUUUCCCAUUAUGGAUACUUGGACAGAUUAGGAGUCCACUUGCAUGGGGCCUGACUCUGCUGACUUCUUAACCCUGUAUCCUAGCAGUUGGAUACCCCAAAAUAUCCCGUCUUAGGUGCCCAUCCCCUGGGAUAGAAAGGCUGCUUUAUGCAAAUACCCAUGUCUCUGUCUACUAUUUCCAUGCCCCGAGUGGUUGCACCUCUUUUUGGGCCCUCUCCACACACAGCUAAAAUAGAAUUUAUAUACUGCCAUCACACAGCGAGACUCGCUGGCACCAGACCUAUCACGGUACCAUCUGCCUGCUAUUAGCUUUCACUAGCAGCAUUCAUUUAAUAAAUUAGAAAGUCUUUAUGUGUGGUGCCAACUAGAAUCAUUAUCAGCCUAUCCACAUCUAUUUAUCUGUUAGAUAAAUGUUUGUGACCCUAAGUGUCCGUUUCACUCCCAUUGAUUCAUAAAGACAGAUGAUCUUUCCAUUUGUCUCAUCAACUAACAUUCUGGUACCUGAUGUGUCACCCUUUUGGAGUUUUUUGUUUCUGUAGCAGAUUAACCCUGUCAUUCUAUAAAAGGUUAUAUAUUUUUAAACCAGUAGCGUUAAAGGAUUUUGAUAAAGCAGAAACCUGUUCUAGAUUCUGGCCAUGUGCUAUUUGACUUUCACUGUGCGGUUGGGCUUUGCAAGAGCUAAACAUUCUUAUUUUUUUAUUAUUUAUUCUGCAGGUGUUGGAAUGAAGUUAACAGAUGUUGGCAUAGCAACAAUAGCCAAAGGGUAAGAAACCGUGUAAUAUAUUUCUUAUCUUCUUUUUCAUCUUUGGAAGUGGAGCAAUAGGCUCCUCAUAGCUCUGCAAUCCAUACAGUUAAGGGCAUAAAAUGGUAAAUAGAUAGAUAUAUAUAUAUUUUUAAUAUUGCUGUCCUCAAUGAGAUAUUGCUAUCACUCUGUGAAGAGGCAGAACCUUAAAAAUAAUAAUCAGAACUAUACAUGUGUAAAAGUGGACACAUUAAAGGAACACUCCGGUGUUAUAAAUAAAUACAUUGUUGAUUACGUUGAAGUGUUGUAAAGUGCAUUUAAAUUAAUGGACAUCCUAUGCUGUAAAAUAAAUAGGUUACUUACAUUUAAUCUAGAGGUGAGAAUCUGACCUCAUUGCACCAUUGCUCUAUUCCUGGGAGAUCAUCAUACUGUACAAUCAUACUGAAACAGGAAUGAGUCAAACUAUUGCUACAAAGUUGGAAGCAUCCAGUUGCCUAAAAUGUUGUUGUUUCCUACUUGAUGACGAUUAUCCUUCGCUUGAAGGAUUGAACAGGUGAGGUGGAAACCCCUGAACUCAAUAAUGAAUAAGGCCAUAUAGUCUAUCUCGACUCAGCAAUGGAUGUUAGAACAAGCCACAGUGUUUUUAAUUGAAAAUAAUAUAUAAAACUCUGUAUACAUAGGAUUGUUUUGUUUGUUUACAAUAAAGUUUAUUUCAUGGUUUUAAUAUGUAUAUAUGCACUUGUGUUUUUCUCCAAAUCAGAUACAAGGGGUUCAAAGGAAACUGCUCUGGAUCUUUUAUUGAUCAAUUUAAAGCCUUGCAUCUGUGCAACAAGUAUUGUGAAAUCCUGGGUUUAUGCUCUCUAAAAUUGAGCCAAAAACAAAAGAAGCCAGCUCAGGUCAAAGAGAAAUCGCAGCCAAACCCACCCAGCUCCAAAAAAUCUAAGCAUGGUACAAAGGCAAAAACCAAGAUGUAGCGUUCAGCUCAACCGUUAAGUUGAUAGAGGGACAGUUUCUACUCCUUGAGACUUUGCAUUUCUUGCAUAAUCCGCAUCUACAAUCUGAUCCUUGAUAUCUGUGCACUUCCCGAGUUACCGUCAAUUAUAUUUGUGGUACAUGUAGCAUUAUGUUAAGUAAUAAUUACUGUUAAGCUCUGAGAAAAGAAUAAAAUAGUAUUCGUAGGCGGCAUGGUACUUGUAAUAAACAUAACUAACAGAGGUUAACAAGGAAUGUGUGUCCAUCAGGUUAAUCCAGUUGACUAUACCAUUUUUUUAUUGCUGGUCAAAGUCAGAAAAACUAUUUAUUUUUUAAUUCAAAGUAUGUCAAUGAGAUUUCUCCUUGGAUCAACAUUCAACCUGUAUUGACAUUUUAACUGGAGAAAUAACUGCUGUGCCUAAAAAAUCCACAAGCGUUUUCCUAAAUAUAUCAACUUUAUAUGACAACACAGUCUUUUAAGGCUGUGCAACGCAUGCUAAAUACUGUACACGAACUGUAAAGAGGCAUUUCUACGGCGGAAGCAAAAUUGCUUUAUUCAAACGUCACAAGCCUUCUAUAGAAGAGACAAAUAUUGUGUUAAGUUAAUGUUUAACUGAUAUGACAAAAAAAAAAAUCAUCUUUUAAAUUGUAUUAUUGUUGAUACUUCUAGCUAAUGUAGCCGUGUUUAAUUCUUUUCAAUCUCUUGGUAUAUCCAACAAUUUAUUACUUCAAAAAGUAGCUAAUGAGAUAACACUAACAGGGUUAUUUACUAAAGUGAGAAUUCAGGGUAGAGAUCAAGUGAAUUUCAAAUUAAAGUCCAGAGUAGCCAAACUGAAAACAUAGCUGAGUUAGAAAAUGUUCAUCUUCAGUUUGGAUUCUUGCUGGUAAUUAACUAUGUAAAUUAAAAAGUUGAUGUAGGGAAGCAGCCCCUUCAGUAAUGUCCUCAAAUCCAAUUGAUUACAGGGUGAUAUGAAAUGAUAAGAAAAGAAUAAAAACUAAAUCUAAUGCAGUAUUUUCAUUGCUGGUGAUAUUAGUUGAAAAGAAAGAAAUACACUUACAGUGUUCUUACAAUUACAAUUGUACAGUUGCAAGUUUAUUUCUUUAUUUUCAUCUAAUAUCACAUGCAUUGAAAAUACUGCAUUCGAUUUCAUUUCAUUGUCUUCUUAUCAUUUCAUAUCACCCUAUACUCAAUUGGAUUUGAGGACAUUACUGAAGGCGCUGCUUCUCUACAUCACCUUUUCACAUUUAUCUACAGCCAGAAGGAAGAGACUCUGGUUUGGGAAGUUCUUGCCACUUGUGAUUGUUAAGGGUGUUUCUAUUGUAUUAAGUUCUAGCAGCCAUUGCAAAAGCGCUAGAAAUCCAAUUUCUUCUAUCCAUUUAACCCUGUAAAUUACCCUGUCUCUGUAUUACAAAUAAACUACAGAUCUCCCUGUGUAACACCAUAUAGGAGAUGAUACUGUUUCUAAUGAAGAAAUCCUUAGAUUUCAUUAAAGGAUCACAAGAGGGUCAGGAACACAGACAUGUAUUGAAUGUAGUGAAAUGUAGUGAAAACCCACCAUUUAGGUGGCUUGCCCCCACCCCAUCCCCUUAGCCCCCUCAGAAUGGGUUAAAACAUACCUUAUUUUCAGCUCUCCACGGGUCUGGCUGUGCUGACCCUGCCUCCUUGAUGACAUCAUCAAAAUUGCAGAUUUGGGGAAAGCAUUGAGGAAAGCAUUGGAUUGGCUAAAAUCUGCAAGGGGACGGGGCCAAACGCCAUUUUGGCCAAUCAGCACCUCGUCAUAGAUAUGCAUUGAAUCAAUGCAUCUCUAUGAAGAAAAUUCAGCGUCCCCAUGCAAAGUGUGGGGACGCUGAAUGGCAGGACUGCUUACUGUGCAGACCUGAACCAGGAAGCACCUCCAGUGGCCAUCUGAGGAGAGGCCACUUGGAGGUGUCUAUGAAAAGGCAGUGUUUACAUGAAAAUGCCUGAAGGGAGCUAUUAUACUCACCAGAACAACUACAUUAAGCUGUAGUUGUUCUGGUGACUAUAGUGUCUCUUUAAAAUUCCAUGCAGUUGUUAUAGAGCAGUGUUUCUUAAACCCUGCAUUAAGACUGAAAAACUGGGCCCUAACAUCAUUUUAGGCAUAGACACAUCACACAGCUUCCCACCAUAGAUAUAUAUUUGAUGGUAUUUAUACACUAGAACAAGUCACUGAGCUUAAUUCUCAAAAAAAAAAUCACAAAUCUAAUUUUAAACGAAGACUGAUUUGCCAAGCUAUUGCCACAAAGGGGAAUUGAUGUUUUUAUUAACUGUAUCACCAUUUUAAUAUCUAAAAACAAUAACUGAUUUAGACAAGCUGGAAAUGAGUUCAUACUGUAGGUUUAUGUAAAUGAUCUCUGUAUAAUAUUGUACUAAGAAUCCUUUUGUAUUCAUUGAUUAUUUUUUUUCUGGUGUAUCCUGUAUGCAUUGGUUUUGCUCGUCUAAUAAAUAUCUGUAACAUAGUAACAUAAUGGGAAAUAUUUUCCAUAUUAUAUGAGUUCUAUUGAGACUUUAAUUUGUUAAGAUCCUGAGGGGACCAUAUCCUCUCCCCUGAGUUUGGUACUUACAAGGAUGAUAUGUUAGAUCUGCUAUUACAUGUUAGAUAUAUUAGAUAAUUUGUGUGUGUUGUUGUAGAAUUUGUUUAAACACUGGAUAUUCACAUUGUCAUGUAUUUAUUUAUUUAAUAUUUAUUAUACAAUGUUCUUAUUUUACCAAAAGUGGUUGUUUCAAAAUGCCAGAAAACCUUCCCAAUGAACUGGGAUUCUGAACAUGUGGUAUUCCAUUAUUAUUUAAACCUGGUUAUAUUCGCUUAUGUAUUGGAGACAUAGCUGCCAAUACUAUUUGCACCUAAAGCAAUACAAAAAGCAAUAUUUAUUAUAAUAAUGUUGUUUUCAUGCUAUUUUGUUGGAUUAAAAACGAUAUAAAGUAAAUAAAUAGAUUCUAUCAUUAGUCCCGCACAUUUAAAUAAAUGUUAAAUUGGUUUAAUCUAUAUUGUGCUAAUUAAAAGGAUACUAUAGGCAUCAAAACAACAAGGCAGUUUUGAUGUAAAGAUCAUGCCCCUGCCAUUUUACUGCUCAAUUCUCUAUCAUUUAGGACUUAAAUCACUUUUGUUUCUGUGUGUAUGCACUUACACAGUUAAAGAUGGUUUAACCCCUUAAAACCAGACG
This is a messenger RNA of Pelobates cultripes (western spadefoot toad), 43524 nucleotides long. The record is from the annotation of a GenBank genome assembly. NCBI's taxonomy places the organism in Eukaryota, Metazoa, Chordata, Amphibia, Anura, Pelobatidae.